GUGACGGACGGGGUUUGUUUGUAAACACACCGCACUGACACUCGUCCCGUUGUUGCCAUCCUCACCUUGGGCGAAUCCUAGAGCGCUUCGCACGGACCGGGAAGGCUGCACCAACGUGGGAUUAUUGUAGCUGAAGUUGGACGUUUUGGAGAGCUAAAACGACGACGUUUCAAAAACUUGUGCCAACGAAUUUUCGAGUUGAAUUCGUAAACACAGUUCCGUGAUGCUUGAACUCACUCGGGCCUAGUUUUACUUUUGACUUAGCUUAUCCAGCCUUUUAAAAUGGUCGAGUUUAAGAAGGAAUCUUUGGAGGUCAUGAAAUACACAGACCUGGUGAAAUUAGCUAAGGAACACAAUGUUUUUCGACGCUACGCGCCAAAGAUUGAAUUGGUAGAGAAGUUAAUGGCACUGUGCGAGUCACCAGCUGAAACUUUAAAUGAUAUUUCCAUGCCUUCUUUCAUGGAAAAUGAUGAAACAGGAUCAGAUGAAGGUGAUGCUGAAAACACAUUGCCUCAUGAGGGUACCACUGAGUGCCGUAAAGGCUCCACCUCCGAUUCCAAACCAGACAAAGUGAGUUGUUCAUCGCCUCGGGUCCCUCUAUUGGACCAAGAAAAGAACUUGAAUCGGCAUUCAUCAGUAUUUAAAAGUCAGUCUCCAAUGAACAAGAGCAGAUCUGGCACCCCUCAAUCCCUUCGAAAAUCUUUGGCGGGGCCAGCCAAGCCUGCCAUUAUUGGUAAAAAAUUAAGGCGUCAAGGUGCAUUUGAAGUGGAUGACACAACAGCAGCAUCUUCACCCUCGGUUCAAGCAAUUACUCGCAGAUUGACACGCCAACGAACAUUUGAGGUAGAAGAAGUUAGUGGUCUCAAAAUCAAAAGGGAAGGAACAUUUGAAAUUGGUAAAGGCACCAAGGAGCUGGAAACUUCUGUUGCUCGAACUCAAAUACUGAGACGUGAAGAUACAUUUGAGAUCACAGAAUUAAAAACAGAUUCCAAGGAGAAAAUUGAUAACCUUCAGCCUCACAAUUUGAGACGAGAAGGUACAUUUGAGGUAGAAAAUACUUCUUUUACUAAGAAGCCCUCUCAUGGAUCAAUCAGUACAUCCUGCUCAGUUUCGAUUUCAAAGCCCAGGGAAACCAUAAAUCGCUUGUCACAAUCUAAACAGCCAGCAAGAACAUCACUGAAGUCUCCUUACCAGUUGAGGAGGGCUUCUGCUCAUACUCCCAGUUCUGUAAAAACUAUUGACAAGAAUGUUACUGAACAAUCUGUUCCAAGACGAUUUAUCACAUCAAGAAUCAAACCUAUGGCAUCAUCUCCGGGAAUUAAGUCGCCAGCUAUCAAAUCUAAAAUACCUUCAGUAAUAAAUCAGAUUGAAAGGAACAAAGCUGAGGUUUCUGCUAAAAAAGUUGUUGAGGCUACAGCAGAAAAACCUAUCCUGGCUAAGAAGAUUCCAGACUUCAGUGCUAUCCACAAAAGGAUGUUUAGUAAAAUGGAAUCUUUGGUAGAUUCCAGACAAAAGGUCAUAGACAAAGCCAAUUCAAUGCAAAAAUCGCAGCAAAAGUUCGGUAACAGCAAAAGAAGUCCUCCAAACACACGUGUGGUAAGGAAACUUCUGUCACCCAAGGCUGGAAAGUCGAAACUUGUUGGAGUCAAAUCUAGACUUCCCACUCCAAAAUCAAAAAUCCCCUCUCCAAAAUCAAAACCUCCCACUCCCAAAUCUCAGCUUUUUGUACCUCAGUCCAAGUUAAAUACACCACGAGCAAAAGCUGCUUUCCAGCAUGUAGCGUCUGAAUACGCAUCCAACAUUGUUUCCAUCCAGAAGAGACCUUCAAUUGGAUCCCUUAUACCAGGAGUGUCCAAAUUGCAGUCUCCUAAAUUUGAGGCGAGAGGAAAAAGCACCAAAACUCACUUUGGUUUUACCAAGACUGAGCCUUCACGGAAAGAGGCAUUGAAAGCUAGCAUUAUGGAAAAAAAGCCCCUUAAGAGGAGUAGCCCAAUGGCAAAAGCAAAGAAAGCUCUGCAAACUGUGAGGCUGAACAAGCGGUUUGAACUUCAGAUGAAACAUCGUAUUGCGCAACAAGAGCAUGGCAACUGAUCUACAGUUCAAAGUUUAAUUUGUUUACAUUUGAUUGUGUAAUUAAUAAGUAUGCAUGUCCUCCUCUCGGUUUCUGAACUUAUUAUGUAGACAUUAAUGUUUUGUGUGGCUUCAGUGUGUGAUUGUGAACUAUUCUUCGAAUUUCAAAAAAAGCAUAUGUGCCUUAAAUAAAAACUUUAUUAACUGUAAA
This is a messenger RNA of Thrips palmi, 2281 nucleotides long. RefSeq lists its product as uncharacterized. The transcript has 9 exons. Bases 283 to 2091 code for a protein of 602 amino acids. The record is from RefSeq and is a predicted model, not a curated record. Lineage: Eukaryota; Metazoa; Arthropoda; Insecta; Thysanoptera; Thripidae.